AUGGAAAUAAUUGACUUACAGGAAGAUGUUUCCUUGAAGCAGUACAGAAGUGCGUCAACUGAAGAAUUCUGGGCUAAAGAUGCCAUUGACAAGUAUUCAAACUUUUGUUUUGAUGGGGCUUCUACCAUGUCCGGUUGUAUUUCAGGGGUACAAGCUAARUGUAAAGAAGUAAAUUCAAAUAUAAUGUACGUACACUGUUAUGCACACUGUCUUAAUUUAAUUCUUGUUGAUGCUUGUACAUCUAGAAAAGAAAAUAGAAUUGUAUUUGAUUUUUUUGGAGUAGUACAGUUAACUUAUUCAUUUAUUGAAGGAAGUGCUAUACGCCAUGCAGUUUUGGAACGAAUAUCAGCUGAUAUCAAUGCAUCGUUAAAGUCAAUGAAAUCUUUAUCUACAACGAGAUGGGCCUGUCGCUCUGAGGCAGUGUCAGCUUUAAAACAUAAUUAUUCGGCUAUUUUAUUAGCACUUGAAGAAAUAGUAGAUAGAACAAAACAACCUGAUGUUAGAGCUAAAGGACGUGGUUUAUUGUUUCAACUCAAAACUUUUCAAUUUAUUUUAGGACUUGAAAUKWUGGAUCCAAUUCUACAAAUUAUAAAUAAAGUAAGCAAAUCAUUACAGUGUGAGAAUGUUGAUUUAUCGUCAGCAAUGUAUAAUAUUAACGCUCUUCGAUYAGUGCUUAUUGAAAAAAGAAAUGAAAAUACAUUUAAAACUAUGUUUGAUAUUUGUACUUCUAUAUGUGAAAAAAUUGAUAUUCCAUUACCAUUACCAACAAAACGAAAAGUUUCAACUCGUAUCGACAAUAUUAAUUCACAGUUCCAGGCACAAUCAUUAGAGGAAGAAUUAAGAGUCCAAUCAUUUUAUCCUAUGCUUGAUAUUAUGAUUAGUGGAAUUGAUGAAAGAUUCAAUCAAGACACUAUCAAUCUAAUAAAUGCAAUUGAUGGAUUAAUGAAAUUAAAAAUAUGUAUCACAGAUAUAAAUUUAUUAAGCAAUCAUUUUGAAUGCAAUAAAGAUGAAUUGGUAGCUGAAAUAAAUUUGUUACAAAAACAUGAAACAAUAACUAAACAAAUUGAAGGCAACUUGGGCGCUAAAAUGCUUCAUAUUUGGCUUCAAUGCUGUACAUGUGAACGAUCAUUUUCAAAAUUAACAUUAGUAAAAUCCAAGUUAAGAAGUACUAUGCUUCAAGAAAGACUAAAUGCAUUGAUGCUUAUAACGGUAGAACAAGAAAUGGCUAUUAACUUAAAUCCCGACGAUAUAAUUGAUCAUUUCAAAAAUUCUACACAACGCAGAAUGAUGUUAUAA
This is a messenger RNA of Diuraphis noxia (Russian wheat aphid), 1296 nucleotides long. Its product is annotated as zinc finger MYM-type protein 1-like. Gene Ontology annotation, molecular function: protein dimerization activity. The record is from RefSeq and is a predicted model, not a curated record. NCBI's taxonomy places the organism in Eukaryota, Metazoa, Arthropoda, Insecta, Hemiptera, Aphididae.